GGUUGAGCACGCGCGCCCGCCCUGCGGGAAAACUUCACGGCAUGGCGAAACUGUGCGGGAAAUAGAUCGCGACUUGUAAUGACAAACUUUAAAGGAUUGUUUUUGGAUUUUGUUGUGAAUUGAAAGUUCGUACAUCAUGAAUUCUUGGCACUGGAUACACUGGUGGUGCUGGUAUUUCCUGAUGGGCCCGGCUUCGGGCGAAGUCUUCACGCUCGGCUACAUCACGGGCUCCGAGAGGCAGGAGGGCGACAACACUUAUUGGAGACUCGGACGUGUCAUUUCAGGUGCAAUAUCAAUGGCAGUUGAUGAGGUGAACGAAAAGCUCCUCGGGCCCAUGAAUCACUCGUUACGGUUCGAAGUCGCAGAGACGUAUGGAGACGAAGAAAUUUCCAUCCAGCAGGUGGCGGCGCUGUGGGCGAGGAAUGUGUCUGCAUUCAUCGGACCCCAGGAGACCUGCGUUCAUGAAGGGAGGAUGGCUGCUGCAUUUAAUUUGCCUAUGAUCAGUUACUACUGCCGCGACGUAACCCUGCCUUGCUCCAACAAGCCGAACAACAUGCAAGGGUACUCCACGUUCGUCCGCACUCGCCCCUCCGACACCAGCAUUUCACGAGCUGUAGUUGACGUUUUGACGCAUUUCAACUUUAUGCAUGUAACCUUUCUCUAUUCCAACGCUCUAAACAAAGACUUCUCCAGACUGGCUCAAGCCAUUAUCGCUGCAGUGAAGGAGCGGCAAAUAUCAGUCCGGAAAACUGAAGCGUACAGACAUUCCUACUACUUCGGCAAUAACUAUACUCGCAACCCCUUCCUGGAGAUCGUUCAGGAAACUUACAAAGACACUCGAAUUUAUGUAUUGGUGGGGAAUUAUCAUGACCACGUCGGACUUUUGAUGGCUUUAGAUGCUAUGCAGCUUUUAGACUCUGGUGAAUACGCGGCAAUCGGCGUAGACGUCGACAUGUACACGAAGGAUCGAGCCCGGCAGUACCUCACGGGCCCCGUCAGCAACGAGCACCCUCCACUCCGCAUAUUCCGGUCCUUCCUCUCGGUGGCACCGAGCUCGCCUUCGCCCGCCUACCCGAAGUUCGCGGCAGAAGUCAACAGGAGACUGCAGAUGCCACCGUUCAAUUUUGCUAAUCCCCUGAUGGGUUUUGGUGGUAAAGUCAUCCCAGAGUACGCAGCGUGGCUGCACGACGCAGUGUGGGUGUACGCACGCGCGCUGAAAGCGGCGUUGCUAGCUGGCGAGAAUGUGCGUGACGGGCGUGCGCUCGCCAGGCGGAUGCGGAACACUACCUACGAGAGUAUCAUGGGAUAUUCAAUCCACAUGGACGAAAGUGGCGACGCUGAGGGUAAUUACACAUUGCUGUCCAUCGACCCGUCAGAACCGCCUGGCUUGUACCCGCUCGCUGUUCUGCACAAAUCUGCGCCGGAGGUGAGAUUUUUACGACCCAUGAACUGGCCUGGUGGACACGCGCCUCUUUCUGAGCCUCCUUGUGGAUUCCGUGAAGAAAAAUGCGCUAGUCACGUGGGUGCCUGGACCCUCGGCGCAGCCGGCGGCGCGCUAGCCCUCCUAGCACUGGCAGCGUUGGCUUUAUACCGCGGCUGGCGCUACGAGCAGGAGCUCGACUCUCUGCUGUGGAAGAUCGACUUCAGAGACCUCCAUCUGCCCGACAAGGAGCAGCGCGCCAACAAACUGAAUAGCAGCGCGACCGGCAACGGGAACCCAUCGGUCAUAAUGGCCAACCCUGAGAAGAACGGCAGUACGGGCGGCGUUCGCUCCAGCCAGGUCUCCCUGAGCUCGAACCCUGACCUGGACUUUCGUUACUCGGCCAUCUUCACCGAGGUUGCGCUGUACCGUGGACGCCUGCUGGCCGUCAAGAGAAUCCGCCGACACCAUAUCGAUAUUACCAGGGAAAUCAAGAAGGAGCUUAAAACCAUGCGGGAUUUACAACACGACAACGUGAACGGUUUCGUGGGAGCGUGUAUAGAGCCUCCGAACGUCUGCGCGCUCUCGGAAUAUUGCACCCGCGGCAGCCUGAAGGAUAUCCUUGAGAAUGAAGAUAUCAAAUUGGACAACAUGUUUAUCGCAUCAUUAGUCGGAGAUAUCAUCAGGGGGAUGAUCUUCAUCCACGAGUCACCACUCCAAUACCACGGCGCACUGCGUCCUUCCAACUGCCUAGUGGACGCGCGGUGGGUCGUCAAACUCGCAGACUUCGGGCUCCAAGCCUUCCGUGCCGGGGAACUACCACCAACUGAACCUAAUGCCAUUCGAUCGCAUAUUGAAAGUCUAGUAUACCUGGCACCCGAGCAGCUACGGUCCGCGGGCUGGGGCAGCCAGACAUCCUCCGAGCCUUGCGACGGUUCCCAAGCCGCAGACGUGUAUGCUUUCGCGCUAGUGCUGUACGAGAUGCAUACGCGCCGCGGCCCGUUUGGGCCUGAUGCACCGCCUGCGCCCGCGCUGCUGCGUCGCGUCGCGCUAGCGGAACCGGUGCCUUACAGACCACCAGUAGACGUAUUGACGGCUCAGUUCGACUGCUCGCGCGAAUGUUGCGUGGAAUGCUGGGCCGAAGACCCUGCGAUGCGACCCGACUUCAAAGCUAUUAGGACCAAACUGAGACCCCUGCGGAAAGGGAUGAAACCAAAUAUAUUCGACAACAUGAUUGCAAUGAUGGAAAAGUACGCAAACAAUUUGGAAGUUUUAGUGGAUGAGCGCACUGACCAGCUACAGGAAGAGAAAAAGAAAACAGAGGCUUUAUUAGAAGAAAUGCUGCCAGUGCCAGUUGCGGACCAGCUGAAGCGAGGGCGCCGCGUCAUGCCGGAAAGCUACGACUCGGUGACGAUCUAUUUUAGCGACAUUGUGGGGUUCACUGCCAUGUCUGCUGAAAGCACGCCUUUACAAGUGGUAGACUUCCUGAACGACCUAUACACAUGUUUUGAUUCAAUCCUAGAAAACUUCGAUGUAUACAAAGUUGAAACUAUCGGCGACGCUUAUAUGGUUGUAUCUGGUCUUCCCAUACGUAAUGGAAUCAUGCACGCGGGAGAGGUGGCUUCAAUGGCAUUGGCUCUCCUGUCGGCUACACGAUCAUUCAGAGUACGGCAUAGGCCUGAUCAAAGGCUUUUGCUACGAGUUGGAAUACAUUCCGGUCCCGUUUGUGCUGGUGUAGUGGGACUAAAAAUGCCCAGAUACUGUUUAUUCGGAGACACCGUGAACACGGCGAGUCGUUUCGAAUCAACUGGAGCACCUCUCAAAAUCCACUGUAGCGCUGCAUGUAAAGUGCUCCUAGACAAACUAGGAGGCUACAUACUAGAAGAGCGAGGAGUAGUGGCUAUGAAAGGCAAGCGCGACCAAGUGACAUACUGGCUGAAGGGGGAGGAGUGCGGGACGGCGGCGGCGCGGGCGCACCGGCGCGCGCAGGCGGACGGCGCGCCGCAGCUGCCGGCCGAGCGGCGCGGCCAGCGCAGCUCGCUCAAGAACAAGUGCUGGAAGAACCAAGUGGGCGUCUUGCACAGGUGUUGCAGUUUAGAAUCUCCAAAGAAAUUGCGUUUUGCUUCAGGCAAUUUACUAGAAUCACAUACUGAUAGUGUCCUACACCAUCGGAGUGAUGAAUAUUUAAUGGAGGUAAUAGGCGACGGUCGCUUAGCAACCGCGCAGCGCGGGGAUCUCUUAGAAGCGCCCAGCCUCCGGCACGAGCAGACCAGCGUGUCCUGUCCCAUCAUCGAGCACAUGGAGACGCCAGCGCCGCCUAUCCCAGCCAACUCUUGCGCAACUUUACCACACGAGAACAAACGAACCAAACCCUGCGAUAUAAAACUCGUGGUGAACGGGUGCUCGUACAGCGAGAACGAGGCAGGCAUACCGCUGCUCGCGGACGCGUGACUUACUACUUGUACUUAUUAAUUCCUCGCACUAGUCAUGGGCGAUGCCCUGGGCCUAUAGCAUAGGAUGUUACGAGGCUUUUCUGAAUAGCUCUCUAUUUGUUUUAUGAGAGAAAUGUGAGUGUAGCGAAAUGUGUAUGUUGCUAGGCUGGAAUAGUGAAUGUUAUCUGUAUGGAAUGAAGAUUUAAUGUUUUUGACUGGAUUAUGUUGUGAUCAGAUUUAUAAAAUGUGCCAAACUUAUCUGUUUGGAUGUUUAUAUAGGAAAUUGAUGUUAAUAUAAUUACUAAAGUAUGACGAAAGAGUCGGCCCCGUAAGUUAGCGAAAACCAGGCAAAGCCGGGAUAGAAUAGGUUAUACGUAAGCUCAGUGUACGGACGAUAUUUAGAGCGUCAAUGUGAUCUGUGUCAGUAUUAAGUUAUUAAGAGACCACGUUCAAUAGAAAUUAUUUAAUAACAUUAAACUCUUAUUUCACAUUUCA
Leguminivora glycinivorella is the source of this 4347-nucleotide messenger RNA. RefSeq names its product speract receptor. The coding region runs from base 137 to 3871 and encodes 1244 amino acids. Lineage: Eukaryota; Metazoa; Arthropoda; Insecta; Lepidoptera; Tortricidae. The record is from RefSeq and is a predicted model, not a curated record. Gene Ontology annotation, molecular function: guanylate cyclase activity; protein kinase activity; peptide receptor activity. Gene Ontology annotation, biological process: protein phosphorylation; receptor guanylyl cyclase signaling pathway; intracellular signal transduction. The transcript has 26 exons.